Messenger RNA from Penicillium chermesinum, 468 nucleotides. RefSeq lists its product as uncharacterized. NCBI's taxonomy places the organism in Eukaryota, Fungi, Ascomycota, Eurotiomycetes, Eurotiales, Aspergillaceae. Bases 1 to 468 code for a protein of 155 amino acids. The record is from RefSeq and is a predicted model, not a curated record. The transcript has a single exon.
AUGUCCGCCGCCGUCAAGUCUCUCCUGCAGCCGCAAGUCGGACUACCUGAGCACUCACCAUGCGCGACACUCCGCACCCUCUAUCUUCAGCUUCGGACGAGGGUGGGUGGUGGUCGAUCCAGCCCGUCUGUCUUUUCGUCUUUCUCGUCCUCGUCUCGCCGAGCUCGGCCUCGCGACGGGUUCAUGCAGCGCAUGGUCCGCUCGAUCAAGAAGCUCUUCCGCGACAUCUACCGUUACGCCCGCAAGAACCCUAUCAAGGUCUUCCUGCUGGUGAUAAUUCCGCUUCUGACCAGUGGUAUCCUGCCCAAGCUUCUUGCCAUGAUUGGUGUCCGGUUACCUCACGGGAUCCAUACCGCCCUGGGAGGUAGUGCUGGACCCGGUGCGCGGGCGAUGGGAGGAGGUAUGGAGAAUAAGGGACUGUCUGACAGCGUCAACUCGCUGGUAAGCAUUGCCAAGAUGUUUGCUUAA